Capronia epimyces CBS 606.96 is the source of this 1350-nucleotide messenger RNA. RefSeq names its product xaa-Pro dipeptidase. The record is from RefSeq and is a predicted model, not a curated record. Gene Ontology annotation, molecular function: metalloaminopeptidase activity; manganese ion binding. The transcript has a single exon. The coding region runs from base 1 to 1350 and encodes 449 amino acids. NCBI's taxonomy places the organism in Eukaryota, Fungi, Ascomycota, Eurotiomycetes, Chaetothyriales, Herpotrichiellaceae.
AUGUCCGUGACCGACACCACUCUAAAAGCCAAAUAUCCUGCCAAAGCCCAUUGCCGGCGGGUAGCCAAAUACCUGACGGACGCUGGCCUGUCCCGCGAUGGAGUCAUCUACCUGGAAGCGCAAAAGACGCACAUGGUGGAGGACGACGAUCAAGCCAUGCCCUUCCGGCAACGACGAUACUUCUUCUACCUCUCCGGCUGCAAACUUCCCGACGCAUAUCUCACCUACAACAUCCCGCAAGACAUCCUGACGCUGUUCAUCCCACCCGUUGACCCGGACAGUGUCAUCUGGGCCGGGCUCCCGGAGUCAAAAGAGGAGGCAUUACAGAAAUACGACGUGGAUCAGGUGUUGUACAGCAACGAGGUCAACGCUGCGCUGGCAGCGUACGGCCCAUCACAGUCGACCACGGUCUACGCGAUCCCAGAACAGGUCUCCGAGCACAUCACAUUCCUGCCUUUUGCGGACACUGAGUUCUCAUCCCUGAGGACGGCUAUCGACGAAUGUCGUGUGGUCAAGGACAGCUACGAAGUCGCCCUGAUCCGGAAGGCCAACGAGAUCUCCACACUCGCACAUAUUGAAGCGGCCAAAGUUGUGCGGACUGCCACUAAUGAGCAGGAGCUGUACGGCGCCUUUGUUGGAACCUGUAUAUCCAAUGGCGCACAUGAGCAAGCAUAUCACUCCAUCUGCGCCAGCGGCACGAGCUGCUCGACCCUACACUAUAUCCGGAAUGACCAGCCCUUGCGAGAACGGCUCAACAUACUCCUCGACGCCGGCGCCGAGUAUGAAUGCUACUGCGCCGACAUCACACGCACAUUCCCCAUCUCCGGCACUUUCAACCCCGAAUCGCAGACAAUCUAUGCCAUUGUCGACGAGAUGCAGUUGUCCUGCUUCAAACUCCUUCGCGCCAACGUACGGUGGGAGGACGUUCACGAGCAUGCCCACUGGGUGGCCAUUCGCGGCCUCAAGAAAGCCGGCAUUCUCGUGGGCGACGAGCAAGAGAUCUUUGACAAAAGAGUCAGUGUCGCCUUCUUCCCGCAUGGCCUGGGUCAUUACUUGGGAAUGGACACACACGACACCGGCGGCCAUGCCAAGUACGAUGACCCAGAUACCAUGUUCAAGUACCUGCGAGUCCGAGGGAACGUGCCGGCGGGCGCGGUCAUUACGGUCGAGCCGGGCAUCUAUUUCUGCAACUUCAUCCUUGAUCCAGUCCUCGAGGAUCCGGAAUUGAGCAAGUAUAUUGACAAGGCCGUGCUAGAUCGAUAUUGGGCUGUGGGCGGGGUGAGGAUCGAGGACGACGUGCAUAUCACCCCGGAUGGAUACGAGAACUUGACGGAUACUCCGAAACUAUAA